UCUACGGAUGCCGGCGUAGAUUUCCACUGUUGUGAACAAAUUACUUGUGUAUAAAAUUCAUCGAACUAAUUUCAGAAAUAAAUUUUCCCUGUUAAAACGCAUUUACUACGACUGCUGACCAGCUAUACUAAAGCAACAGCAAUGACGGUGAUAACGCUUAUCUCGUCCAACAAAUGCUUUGGCGGACAGCAGAAAAUCUACUCGCACAAGUCCAAGGAGUUGGACUGCGAGAUGAAGUUUGCCAUCUUCCUGCCGGCAGCAGCCGACGAAGGCAAGCUUCCGGUGGUGUACUGGCUCAGCGGACUCACUUGCAACGAGACCAACUUUAUCCAAAAAGCCGGUGCCCAACGAUACGCCUCGGACCACGAAUUGAUUGUGGUCUGUCCGGAUACGUCCCCGCGGGGAGUCAACCUACCCGGUGAGGAUGAUUCGUGGGAUUUCGGCAGCGGUGCCGGCUUCUACGUGGACGCCACCAAAGAUCCGUGGAGCAAGCACUAUAAGAUGUUUAGCUACGUGACCCAGGAACUGAUCGAUGUGAUCAACAAUAACUUUCCGACCAUUCCGGACAAACAGAGCAUCAUGGGUCACAGUAUGGGUGGCCAUGGAGCUUUGGUUUGUGCCUUGAAGAAUCCUGGGCUAUACAAAUCUGUUUCUGCCUUUGCACCGAUUAGCAAUCCGACCAAGUGCCCCUGGGGACAGAAGGCCUUUGGCGGAUACUUUGGCGAAGACAAUAAGGAUGAAUGGAAAAAUUGGGACGCCUCGGAACUGGUGACCGGAUACAACGGGCCUCCGUUGGAGUUGUUCGUUGAUCAGGGAUCGGAAGACAGCUUUCUGAAGGAUGGUCAGCUGUUGCCCAACAAUUUGGUUGACGCCUGCAAGGCAGCUCAGUUCCCUUGCGUGCUGCACAUGAGAGAGGGAUACGAUCACAGCUAUUUCUAUAUUGCGAGCUUCAUCGGGGAGCACCUAGCUUAUCAUGGCAGACACUUGAAGUAAGUUUAGGAUGAUGAAUGGAUCAAGAGGUUUUGGGGGAAAACCAGUAUGGAAUAAUUAAAUGGUCCCACUGAAAAGCCUUGAUCCGUUGAAUGCAUUUUUGAAUAUUUUCGUUUAAUGAAGCAUCCGAUAAGGACAUACCUUCUGGCAGAUUAUAAAGUGGAUCAUUUUAUUUUGUAUGUAA
Molecule: messenger RNA, 1174 nt
Organism: Ochlerotatus camptorhynchus
Lineage: Eukaryota; Metazoa; Arthropoda; Insecta; Diptera; Culicidae
Product: S-formylglutathione hydrolase
Exons: 2
Coding region: 142-993 (283 amino acids)
Biological process (GO): formaldehyde catabolic process
Cellular component (GO): cytosol
Molecular function (GO): S-formylglutathione hydrolase activity
Source: RefSeq, a predicted model, not a curated record